AUGAGUUUAGAUCGCAGCGAGACUUUUCUUAACUAUGUUGAGAGUUUCAACAAACGCAUAGAAGCACUUCAUAGAGCCGAAGAGUAUUUUCGACAAUCUUCGAUAAUCGAAGCUGUAUCCAUUCCCACAAACAAACUUGGAAAAUUUCUUGACAGAAAAAUCGAAGAGUUCAACAACACCAUAACCCAAAUAGACCGAGACUUUCUUGAUGGUUUAAAUCCAGAUCUUGCACAUAGAGAAGAUUAUUCUAGUGCACGAAAGGAAAUAAGGAGAGAGUUUGGAGUCCAACGAGCAGAAUUGUUUGGUUUGAUAUAUAGAGUUAUCGAUGAUAUGAUUGAAAAGCGUUCCAAAAUUGAUAAGAACUACCAUGAAGAUUUGGCAGCUAUAGAGCUGAAGUUUAUGGAUGGAAAGAUUGAUCAAACAGAAUAUAUUAAUACAAUUCUAGGCGAUUUCUAG
Candida albicans SC5314 is the source of this 456-nucleotide messenger RNA. RefSeq lists its product as uncharacterized. Bases 1 to 456 code for a protein of 151 amino acids. The transcript has a single exon. The record is from RefSeq and is a predicted model, not a curated record. Lineage: Eukaryota; Fungi; Ascomycota; Pichiomycetes; Serinales; Debaryomycetaceae.